GUCCUAACUGGUAGGCUAUAGAAACAAUGGAAGAAAAACUGUCUUCAGCUUUGCUGCUCAAGUUGGCUAAUACAGGCUCACCCAAUUUUCACUUAUGCUCCUUAUGAGGAUUCCAGCCCUCAGCAGUACCCUUACAGAAUGAAGUGAAAGUGGAAGUGAUGCAACGAAGGUAGCUGCCAUCCGCUUUGAUAUGGAAAGUGUGCAUCUCAUGAAUGUGACCUGGCCCCUGGUGAAUUACCACUGUACUACAGAAUAACGACCUAAGCAGAACACAUGGAGAAUAUUAACAAUGUCACUGAAUUCAUUCUCUUGGGCCUCUCUCAAAAUCAAAAGGUGCAGAAAAUAUGUUUUGUGCUGUUUUUAUUCUUCUAUAUAAUUAUCGUGGUGGGAAAUAUGUUAAUUGUUAUCACUAUAAUUAGCAGCUGCCACCUGACCUCCCCCAUGUAUUUUUUCCUGAGCUACCUGUCCUUUGUAGAUAUAUGCUAUUCUUCUGUCACAGCCCCUAAAAUGAUUGUAGACCUCCUCACUGAGAAGAAAACCAUCUCCUUUGUAGGCUGCAUAGCACAGUUGUUUGGAGUCCAUUUCUUUGGUUGCACAGAGAUCUUCAUCCUCACAGUGAUGGCGUAUGAUCGAUAUAUAGCAAUCUGCAAACCUCUCCACUAUACAACCAUUAUGACCAGGCGCCGGUGUGGCCAGAUGGUUGUGGCUUCCUGGCUGGGGGGGUUUAUGCAUUCCAUCAUACAGACUGUCCUGACCACCCAGCUCCCUUUCUGUGGGCCUAACAAGAUCGAUCACUAUUUCUGCGAUGUGCACCCUUUGCUGCAGUUGGCCUGCACUGAUACCUAUGUUGUUGGCAUCAUUGUUGUUGCAAAUAGUGGGAUGAUUGCUUUGGGAAGCUUCUUCCUCUUGGUUGUGUCUUACAUUGUUAUCUUAGUUUCUCUAAGAUCUCGCUCCUCUGAAGGGCGUCUCAAAGCCCUCUCCACUUGUGGGUCUCAUAUCACUGUAGUGGUUUUAUUCUUUGGACCAUGCACAUUCACCUACAUACGCCCUUCCAGCAAUUUGUCUGAGGAUAAGAGUGUUGCUGUGUUCUACACCAUUAUCACUCCAAUGCUGAAUCCAUUAAUCUACACUCUGAGAAAUGAGGAGGUGAAAAGUGCCAUGAGAAAACUGUGGAGCAGAAAAGCUGGAGAUACAAAGGGUGAUAUCUAG
Alligator sinensis (Chinese alligator) is the source of this 1209-nucleotide messenger RNA. RefSeq names its product olfactory receptor 4S2-like. The record is from RefSeq and is a predicted model, not a curated record. Gene Ontology annotation, biological process: G protein-coupled receptor signaling pathway. Gene Ontology annotation, molecular function: olfactory receptor activity; G protein-coupled receptor activity. Lineage: Eukaryota; Metazoa; Chordata; Crocodylia; Alligatoridae. The coding region runs from base 274 to 1209 and encodes 311 amino acids. Gene Ontology annotation, cellular component: membrane. The transcript has 3 exons.